This is a messenger RNA of Sodiomyces alkalinus F11, 1033 nucleotides long. RefSeq names its product ADP-ribosylation factor family protein. Gene Ontology annotation, molecular function: GTPase activity; GTP binding. NCBI's taxonomy places the organism in Eukaryota, Fungi, Ascomycota, Sordariomycetes, Glomerellales, Plectosphaerellaceae. The transcript is spliced from 2 exons. The record is from RefSeq and is a predicted model, not a curated record. Bases 107 to 808 code for a protein of 233 amino acids. Gene Ontology annotation, cellular component: Golgi apparatus. Gene Ontology annotation, biological process: protein localization to organelle; intracellular protein transport; Golgi to plasma membrane protein transport.
CACCGACAAGCAAGGCGAACACGAAUUCCCUUCGCUGAUCAACCUUCCCAGACACGGAUUCUUCCCGGCUCGCCAUGUCCACGCCAAAGGACGAGUGUCGCCUAGCAUGUACCACUUAGCUAAGAGCCUAUACCUACUCGCCACGAGCAAAGAAGAGUACUCAGUGAUCCUCCUCGGCCUCGACAAUGCAGGCAAGACGACCUUCCACGAGCAAGUCAAGUCGCUCUUCCUCCCUUCGCACCCGGACCCGAAGCUCAAGACCGUGCCGACCGUGGGCCAAAACGUGUCCACCAUCGACCUGCCGGACAUGUACCUCAAGAUCUGGGACGUGGGCGGCCAGCUGACCCUCCGCAAGCUGUGGCAGAGCUACUACGCCAGCGCCCACGCCAUCGUCUUCAUCGUCGACUCGACCGACAUUGGCGACGGCACCCUCCUCAUCGGUGAGGGAAACGGGAGCGCGGCGGCGGGGGCGGCGGCGGCGGGUUCGUCGUCGUCGCCGUCGGGGGACAACGGCCGGUUGGACGAGUGCCGCGCCGUGCUGGAGGAUGUGCUGCAGCACUCCGACGCCGAGGGCGUGCCGGUGCUGGUGCUGGCCAACAAGCAGGACCGCGAGGACUGCGUCGAGGUGGUGCGCAUCAAGGAAGGGCUCGUCAAGAAGGUCUUCGAGGGCGAAAAGGCGAGCAGUAUCCGCGAUUCGAGGGUCUUGCCCGUCAGCGCCUUGACGGGGGCGGGUGUCCGGGAGGCUGUCGACUGGGUGCGGUCGCGCGUGAAGUGGAAUAAGGAGUCAAGACCACCCGUCAUGCGGUGAUUGUGCUUUUUUGUUGGUCCUGGCGCGGUUAACAACGGGGGGUCUAAACUACUCUUGACGGACGGCGUUUGGGGCGGCGUUUUGGGUGUUACGGACAACGCAGGAGGUGAAAGCACCAUAUCGUAUAUCGCAUUGCAUAGCGACACAUGCUCUGCUGUUCUCAAGGAGUGUCUUUUCCCCUUGACGACGAGGGGGCUCCUUCCCCCCCCCCCCCCUUUUUUUUUU